ACCCGCCUACUUCUGGCGUCACGUAUUUCCGGUUAGCGCCCUUUCUUGUUCCGGCACACGUAAACAUGGCGCCCACCAUCCCGCUGUUAGCAGUGCGUGGAUCAGCCGGUACGUCUCUCCUCUGUGGUCCUCCCUUGUGUGAGCAGCACUCCUCCUUCCAGAGGGACUCUCGGUCCAGCAGGUGUGUUUCCUUCAGCAGAGAUGGGACGCUGUUUGGCUGGUGCAACGGACUCAAUGUGUCUGUGGUGAAGUCUUCAGAUGGCUCACUGGUCUCCACCUUCGACCUCCCGAAGACGGCGCUGCUUGAUUUUUCUCCUCUCAACAACAUUCUGGUCACCUGGCAACCGUACAGCAAGGCCAAAGACAGCGCUCAGGGGGAAGCUAAUCUCCAGCUGUGGGACUUACAGAGCGGUCAGCUGAUCAAGGCGUUGUAUCAGAAGAAGUUGGACUCAUGGUGUCCCAGCUGGUCAGAGGACGAGGAGAUCUCAGUGAGGAGCGUCAACAACGAGCUUCACUUCUAUGAGAACAACGACUUCAACCUCAUCGCCAACAAGCUCCACAUGCAGAAAGUGUCGGACUAUGUUUUGUCUCCUGGAGGUCAGCCAAGCAAGGUCGCCGUCUACGUCCCCGGCAGUAAAGGAGCCCCCUCGUUUGUCCGACUGUACCAGUACCCCGUUCUGGGAGGACCCACCGCUGCACUCGCCAACAAGAGCUUCUUCAAGGCCGACAGAGUCAGCAUGCAGUGGAACAAGAAAGGCUCUGCCGUGUUGGUGACGUCCAGUACUGAGGUAGAUAAAAGCGGAGCUUCGUACUACGGAGAACAGACGCUUCACUUCCUGUCAGUGAGCGGAGAGACGUCAUUGGUUCAACUCCAGAAGAACGGUCCCAUCUACGACGUGGUCUGGAGUCCUGGUUCUGCAGAGUUCUGCGUGGUCUACGGCUUCAUGCCGGCUAAGGCCACCGUCUACAGCCUCAAGUGUGAGCCGCUGUUCGACUUUGGCACCGGGCCGCGGAAUGCCGCCUACUACAGUCCUCAGGGUCACAUCCUGGUUCUGGCCGGGUUUGGAAACCUCCGGGGUCAGAUGGAGGUCUGGGACGCCAAGAAGUACAAACAGGUGUCCAAACCUGAGGCGCCGGACGCCACCCACUUCUCUUGGUGUCCGGACGGCGAGCACGUCGUCACAGCGACGUGCUCGCCCCGGCUGCGCGUGAGCAACGGGUUUAAGAUCUGGCACUACACGGGCUCUGUGCUGCACAAGCAGGAGGCGGAGCCCGGCUCGGAGCUGUGGGAGGUCCGCUGGCAGCCGGUGCCCGAGGGCCACUUCCCUGGGCGGCCCGUCAGGUACCAGGCGGCGCCCAGCCAGCUGGGCACCACGCAGGCCACGCCCACUCAGGCCUACCGCCCACCGGCACUCAGACACCUGCCCGCCACGGCCAGCUCCAAACUGCACGAGGAGGAACUUCCUCAGAAUCUGCGCCCAGGAGAGAAAAGUCUCUCUAAAUCAGCUCUGAAGAAUCAGAAGAAACGAGAGGCCAAGAAAGCCAAACAGGAGUUGAAGCCUGAAAUCAAACUUCCAUCUGACCCCGCCCACGUCAGUAACAGCCAAUCAGAGCCGAGCUGUGGCGACCCCGAGACUGACAAGAAGAUAAAGAAUGUGAAGAAGAAACUUAAAGCCAUCGAAGAGCUGAAGGACCAACAGGCUUCUGGAAAGGUUCUACAAAAGAACCAGCUGGAGAAGUUGCAGAAAGAGUGUCAGCUGCUGAAGGAGCUGGAGGAUCUCCAGAUCGAACCCUAGGAGAUGCUGAAUGAGCUACAGGCCACGCCCCCUCUGUCCACUCACGUAUACAUUACAUGUCAUACACUAUUCUAAAGAAAGUCAAGGCUGCAUAUGUCAGUUUCUUUGUUGGGCGGAGCUUGAGUAAUGAGGGGUGGGGUUUGUUGGAGGAUUGGGGGGGGGGGGUCUCUAUGGGAGCCAUAAUCUUAUUGGGUCCUCUUUUCUGGGAAAUUUAGUUUAGUAUGCAUUUAGUUCAAAGCCCUGUUGCUAUGCAACAUCUGUACAGAUGUUGGAGCCUUUAAUAGUGGUCAUUUCAAAAUAAAAGCCUGAAUGAAACUAAUGUUUUCAGUAA
Molecule: messenger RNA, 2127 nt
Organism: Pungitius pungitius (ninespine stickleback)
Lineage: Eukaryota; Metazoa; Chordata; Actinopteri; Perciformes; Gasterosteidae
Gene: eif2a
Product: eukaryotic translation initiation factor 2A
Exons: 16
Coding region: 66-1796 (576 amino acids)
Biological process (GO): translational initiation
Cellular component (GO): cytosolic small ribosomal subunit
Molecular function (GO): translation initiation factor activity; ribosome binding; protein binding
Source: RefSeq, a predicted model, not a curated record